AUGGUUCACAGUUCUCGCCGAGUGCCUACUCUUCCCCUAUGGCAACCCAAGACCCUCUUCAGCGCAAACCAAACCGUAUCCUACCUCCCCAGCCAGACAACCCCGGACUCGAACACGUCGUCUCUAAACUUCCGAUCCGGCCCAUGGAAACUCCUGGUGACAGACAUCAAGCUAGUUGCCACGCUCCUCCUUUGGGUUCCCCACAUUUUCCUUCCCUGGCGAAGCACAAACCCAUAUUCGGAGCUGUACCCGUCAUGGAAAAACAUGCGUGAUUUGGGGCUGCACAUUGUGCUCGGUUUAAUAGGUUCCGUCUGGUUGAUUAUUGUUAUCCCUGUAUGGAUAGCGGCGCCUGGGCUGGGGUUUGCACUGUUUAUGCUGUUUUAUUGCGCGCUCACAUCUCUUUUUUGCGUGCCGUUGGAUUACGGGCCAAGAGUAGUGCAAAGUCGGAUUCAGCAUGUGAGUGGCCGGGAGAUCCGAGAUGGUGAAAACUGGGUGUUUGUGAAUGGAGUCGCAGCGGGAAACCAUUGGCUGCAAGGUAUGUUCGUUUUGGUGUCGGUACAAACCAGAGUCUGUAGGCUGGGCUAGGUGUAACUUAAUGGGUGUAGCAAAUGUCGAUAUGAUCAGCGAGAUAUUUGGUCGACCGGUGACUGGGAUACAUAAUCGGACCUAUGGAACUGUGUUUGAUCUCCUCGAGUGCCUGAUCCAACGAUGCUUCUCGUAUGCUACAAAGGAUACUAGAGUUCUAUAUGACCAUCUGAAGAGCGUACUUCUAGACAACAACAUACAAACAUGUGUUGUCAUUGCGCAUUCCCAAGGCGGAAUCAUCCUUUCCACCGCCCUAGACAGUCUUUUCGCAGAUAUUCCAAGCGGGGCAUUUGAAAAACUGGAAAUAUACACGUUCGGGUAACCAUAUAUUCUCUUGCUCCUCACCAUCCUCAUGAUCUCCGCAAUGCCUAACAUCUCACAACACAGUUGCGCAGCUAACCACUUUAACAAUCCCAUCCGUUUCGUCCCCUCCCAGCCACAGACGCCGUCGCCGGCGGACCCCCCGGCGCCGGAGGAGCGGCUGAUAAAGCAUAUAGAGCACUACUGCAACGAACACGACUUUGUCGCCCGCCUCGGCGCCCUCCAUUUCUCGAAGGACAAGCCGUCAAAUCGCUUUGUCGGCAAGGUAUUUGAAAACAAAGGUCAUGGAGGCCACUUGCUCAACCAGCACUACCUCGGUCGCAUGUUCGCCAACGACGGCUCUGACUUUCUAGACAUGGUAGUGGAGGUGAAAGAAGACAAAGCUGCACAAAGUGCUCACGCUCCUGACGAGGAAAUAACCCAGGAGGAGCUGAGAUCGUCCAGGAGUUGGCCACCUGCCCGGACCGAGUUCAGGAUGGCAUCAGUCGGGGUACCUAAGGAUCUCGGGCAGAUGAGGACGUUGGGCAGGAGCAUUGCCGUUCCUACUCCCAGCACUGGUUGGGAUUUUGUGGCAGGGCCAAGGGUGAGGGUAUCAGCAGAAAGCCAGAGUGGUAGAACAGUGAGGGAGCUCAGUCGGUUGUGGAGAUAUAAGGAUGGGAGAUCGCCGGAC
Tuber aestivum (summer truffle) is the source of this 1576-nucleotide messenger RNA. NCBI's taxonomy places the organism in Eukaryota, Fungi, Ascomycota, Pezizomycetes, Pezizales, Tuberaceae. The record is from the annotation of a GenBank genome assembly.